This is a messenger RNA of Dicentrarchus labrax (European seabass), 3144 nucleotides long. RefSeq names its product gap junction gamma-1 protein. The transcript has 5 exons. Gene Ontology annotation, biological process: cell communication. Bases 250 to 1419 code for a protein of 389 amino acids. The record is from RefSeq and is a predicted model, not a curated record. Gene Ontology annotation, cellular component: connexin complex. Lineage: Eukaryota; Metazoa; Chordata; Actinopteri; Moronidae.
AGCAGGAGCCUGCAGGAAUCAGAGAUCUUUCUUUUGUCCUCUUGUUCGGGACCCCGACACAUGGGGUCAACACGGGCUGAAUGGGUUCACACUGAAGGACAGGCUCGGACGUCGGACACGCACGCGGACUGCCGAUGUGAGAGCGCGCGCUAAUUAGGAAAACCUGGUCGAGCAAUUAAGCGCGAGGAGAGAAGACGCGCGGAUUGGAGCGCAGAAGAGCUUCUUUAGCUCCCCGGUCACCUCGUCACCAUGAGUUGGAGCUUCCUAACUCGUCUGCUGGAUGAGAUCUCCAACCACUCCACCUUCGUGGGGAAGAUCUGGUUGACGGUGCUCAUCAUCUUCCGCAUUGUGCUGACAGCCGUCGGCGGUGAAACCAUCUACUACGAUGAACAGAGUAAAUUUGUGUGCAACACACAACAGCCUGGGUGUGAGAACGUGUGCUACGACGCGUUUGCGCCGCUCUCACACGUACGAUUCUGGAUCUUCCAGGUGAUCUUGAUCACCACUCCUACCAUUAUGUACCUGGGCUUUGCCAUGCACAAGAUCGCCCGCAUGGAAGACAGCGAGUAUCGGCCCGUCCGGAACCAGAAGAAGAGGAUGCCCAUCGUCAGCCGCGGGGCAGUUCGAGACUAUGAGGAGGCGGAGGACAACGGAGAGGAAGACCCCAUGAUCGCUGAAGAGAUUGAACAAGACAAGCCCGACAAGCCCGACAAAGCAGAAAAAAGCUCAGAGAAAAAGCAUGACGGUCGUCGGCGAAUCCUACGUGACGGCCUGAUGAAAGUCUACGUGUGCCAGCUUCUGUGGCGCUCUGCCUUUGAGGUUGCCUUCCUUUUUGGCCAGUACGUCCUCUACGGCUUUGAGGUGAUACCAUCCUACGUCUGCACUCGCUCGCCAUGCCCGCACACUGUGGACUGCUUUGUGUCCCGCCCCACGGAGAAGACCAUCUUCCUGCUGGUCAUGUACGUUGUGUCUUUCCUCUGCCUGCUCCUCACCGUCUUCGAGAUCAUCCAUUUGGGGGUCGGUGGUAUCCGCGACACCUUCCGCAGGCGGGCCACCUUCGGCUUACGCGCCUCCCGUCCAUCCUCCUCACGUGCCAUGCCCACAGCUCCGCCGGGAUAUCACGCCACCAUGAAAAAGGAGAAACUGAAAGGAGAGCUGCGAGACUCGCCAAUGGCCGACUCCGGGCGGGAGAGCUUCGGGGAUGAGGGGCCAUCGUCCAAGGAGCUGGAGCGGUUGAGGAGGCACCUGAAGUUGGCCCAGCAGCACCUGGACCUGGCCUACCAGGCAGAUGAAGGAGGCCCUUCACGAAGCAGCAGCCCAGAGGUCAACACGGCUGCACAGACGGCUGCAGAGCAGAACCGCCUCAACUUUGCCCAGGAAAAGCAGGGAGAGGCAAGCGAGAAAGGAAUACAUGCCUGAGCGUGCUUCCUGCCUCAAACGUCUGCUCUUCCAUUCCUACUGGCCUUAAACACAUGGGGGAAGCACAUAUGGGAGUGCAGUCAGACCACUGAGGGAGACCAGAGUGUGUGUGUGUGUGUGUCUGUGUGUGUGUCUGUGUGUGUGUCUGUGUGUGUGUCUGUGUGUGUGUGAAUGAGUCUGUGUGUGUGUGUGUGUGUGUGUGUGUGUGUGUGUGUCUGUGUGUGUGUCUGUGUGUGUGUCUGUGUGUGUGUGAAUGAGUCUUUGUGUGUGUGUGAGUCUGUGUGUGUAGAUGAGAGAAAUAUGCCUUUCAGUAUUAGGGGUCCAGAAAGAAAGAAAAAUGCUGACCAAGCUGUGUUGUGACAAAUGGUGUAUCUCCACGACUCUAAACUUGAAAGCCUGCUACAUCUCGAGUUUCUACUUGCCGAACUAGGUCCAAACCUUGACUGUGCCUUCGGCUAAAACCCACCCUGUUCUUUCGCCCACUUUUUUUGUGGCUCGUCCAUUUCAGACCUUGUAAGGAUUAUCGAAAGCUUUAAACUCCUCUGGCCGAGUGUACUCCUGUUGUCUUCCUCACAAAAGAGAAGGCUCUCUGUUUAUAAGAUGUCGCCGAAUGUUAACGUCUUACUUUGUUGGCCUCAGAGAGGAUCUCAAACAACACAGCCUUGGGUUAUGUCAUUUCUGGAGCGUGUGCAGCAGUGUUUUGUUUGGCAAGGGUGGCUUAACCUGCGCUGGGUAAGUCAUGUUUCAUGUUUAAUUUAAACAGAUUUGAUGUCGGGGAUUAUUGGUGUUUAUUAGCCAGAAGCCACACCAUUUCCAAACUAUUUGACAGAAUUUUGAAGCCUGUAUAUUUACUCCAAUCGGCCCAAACGUUUACCUGGGAAAUGCUUGAAUUCUUUGACAGGAAAUAUUCCAAGGAAUUUGCAAUAAUAAUUUUUGUACAAUCAAUUCAUUUAAAAACAAACAAACAUUAAUUUCACCAGUACUGUUUUUACAAUGUCAUGACCAAAGCUAGAUUACCUUUGUCCAGAAAGGCAUCAUGAAUACCGAAUAUUUCACAUGACUGCUGAAAAUCAGUCUUAUGGAUGUCAUUUUCUUCCCUAAAUUAUGGACUAUGAAAAUGAUUCACAAUAUUUGUGCAAAAAGUUAAAAAAAAUCACUUUUUGUGGGGUUUUUUGCUAAACAGCUGGAAACAUCUGUCUUCUGGGCUACUGUCAACAAUGAAAUUCUCUCCUUGUCUUUGAAAUUUACAUUCUUCUUUGGUGAGACAUAUUUUUCCGUCCUUGACAUGUACCAAUACCCCAUUAUUGUGCAGAAACAUGGAUGCUUUCAUGCAUCCUGGAAAAAAACGCACAAUCCAGUUGAGGAAAGGAUGACAGUUGGGUGCUGACGCACAGCCUGGUGUCACGUAAACACAUAAUCUUCCAUUCAUCAAGAGACUUUUGAUCAAUAGCUUUCCGUGUUCAUACUUUUUCAUAGCCUGUCAGUUGGUUUUAUGGUCUUUGGCUGAAAUAAUGAAACUACAGAUGGCCAAAGAGCUGUUUGAUGCUGUAUUUUUGUAAUCAUCUCACUUCCAAUAUUGCUUCUUAUUGCAAGGUACGACAUUCCAUUUUGAGUAUGGUACUUCAAUGGUUUAUACUUUUUGUUUCUAUUGCAAGUUUUGUAGUUUUUGUAACUGUAGAGAUUAUUUUGUCUUCAGAGUAAAUAAAUAAAUAUAUUUGAAUGGUA